AUGUGCCCGGUGCUCAUGCAUCGGCUAUUGAUGUUCCUUGCUGAUGCCAAUAUUAAGGGCGUGAACGUGGUUGGCCCCAAGGGUCUCACGCACUACAUGGCGUCUAUGCGCAAUUAUCUCUGGCGUGUUUCCAUGUCUCUAUCUCUUACUGAAGUCCCAUCCGAGCCCGUCUUCAGCGAAUCAAAUGCACCGGAGCCUGUAUACCAAGACGAGAGCAUCACGCUAUACGCCGUGCCUAUACACAUAUCGCCUGGUAGUUUAGAGGGAUUUUCGUCUGGCCAUUUCAAAAGGAAACGGUCGCCUUCGCCUUCGUCUCCCUCUAAGCGGCUGCAGGUGGAUAGUUCUUCGGAGAUUGAGCAAAUCCCAGUCUCUCUAGCUACCACAAUACAGCGUCCGGACUUUUCUCCAUUAGCCUUGCUCGGAGCCCAGGCUGAGGAAUGGCGCAGGCUCACGAUCGAGAACAUGUUCCCGUACAAAACACGUCCAUCUGUACCCGGUCCGUCGAAAAAAGAACGCCGAGAUCAGAAACAACAGAAUAAGCAGAGUAAAGCACAAAAAGAUACAGCUGCAGAGGACCAGGAUUUGGAGAGGAUUGAUAAUAUACCACCCUCGCCGCCAAAAUACAAUCAAGCGCUUCCCUUCAAGGAACGGCGGUUACCCCCAUUCUCGUACUCGGACAGCGGCAAGGGAUCGAAAGCGGCACUGUGCUAUGUACUAGUCGGACCCCGUGCGCGAGGGAAAUUCGACGUCGCCAAAUCUGAAGCGCUUGGAGUCCCGAGCGGCCCCCUACGAGGCAAGCUCACGAAGGGUCUUUCAGUCACGUUCACCGUAGCAGACGAGAACGGAAACAAAGUAGAACGCGUCGUGAGGCCCGAGGACUGCAUAGGACCGACUGAAAAGCCUCAGGUCAUGCUCUUGUUGGAUGUACCAACACCGGACCAUAUACCGGAGUUGAUCGCAUCAUUUACUGAAAACCCGUUUUAUGCGCGAUUCAGGUCCAAAUUGGAGAAAGACUGGGACGACUACGGCGUACACCUGGUCUUUCAUCUAUGUGGACUCGGCGUGCUUGAGGACGAGAGAUACAAAGCGUUCAUGAGAGGCUUCGCGGAUGGAGCCCACCAUCUCGUUUCGUCGCGCGAACAUGCCGCAGACCCAGCGACAUUCACUAGCGCCGCGUAUACCCAGCUUCGACUGAAUCAGCUCGAUGCAGAAAUGUUUCCAGUGCCAUAUAUCAGCGCGAGCCCACGACGGCCUCUCACAUCAAUAUCUGGUUUGCCUCCCAAAACAGAGCUCCUCCUUUCUAAUCGCCUAAUCGAAAUGCGUCCUCCUAGUGAACCUCGUCACGACGAGCAGGCACAAUCCUACGACCACUUCCACCCUGCAAUCGAGCAGAUUCCUUCACUCAAUCUACCUUCUGCUGUCUUUCAGAGCUUUGCCGCAGCCAAGGCGAGAGUAAGCCGGUCCUCGCGAGCGGGGGCUUCUAUGCCGAAACCGGGAGACGAUGUCGAGAUCACUCCGCUGGGAACCAGCAGCGCGUUACCGAGCAAGUAUCGGAACGUCUCGAGUACUCUUGUGCGAAUUCCAAAAUGUGGAAGUAUUCUGCUCGACAGCGGUGAAGGCACAUGGGGACAGCUUGCACGCAUGUUCGGCGACGAUGUCGACCGACGCUCAACGGGGGUGUGGGAGGUCUUGCGCGAUCUCAAGUGUAUCUUCCUUAGUCAUAUGCACGGAGAUCACCAUAUUGGCUUGUCUAAGAUCCUGGCCAUGCGAUCGAUGAUGAAUCCCUCUCCCAGUGAACCUUUGUAUGUUGUUGGCUUACGAAGUACAAUUCUGUACCUACAGGAGCAGUGUGAGCUAGAGGACCUUGGUCUUGGUAACGAGGAGAAUGGUGUCGUCCCGAUACUGGCUGAUGCGCUGAAUUGGCGGAGUCCUCGUGGGUACGCUGCAGCGGGCAAAGAUGAUGAGCCUUUCAUGAAUGGGGAAACAUCGCGGCGUACUGCUGCAAGCAUGUGUCUCGCGUUGGGUCUGGAGAGCUUCACGACAGUAGACGUCGCGCAUAAAACUAGAUGUUACGGGGCAGUGAUCAAACAUCGAGAUGGCUGGAGCAUUGUCUACUCGGCAGACACAACACCCACAAAUAAUCUGGUGCGAGCUGGCCAGAACGCUACGCUGUUGAUCCAUGAAGCAACCAUGGCAGACGACCAGGAAGAGAUGGCGCGUGACAAAGCCCAUAGUACAUGUGGACAAGCCAUUACCAUCGCCAAAAGAAUGAACGCGGAGAAACUCCUGCUCACCCACUUCUCCGCACGCUACCCGAAGAUGCCUCGCGUUGAACGGAGCCCACCGGGCAGCCCAUCGUCGGCCCGCCCACGGGGUCCGCUCCUCGCACUCGCAUUCGACCACGCAAGGUUCAAGAUCGCAGACAUGUGGAAGCUCAAUACAUAUCUCCCCGCGAUCGAACGCAACUUUACAGAAACAGCAGCAGAAGAAGGUGAUGUAGAGCAGGACGAUAACACUGGAGUAUCGUGGUAG
Fibroporia radiculosa is the source of this 2532-nucleotide messenger RNA. RefSeq lists its product as uncharacterized. The transcript has 11 exons. Bases 1 to 2532 code for a protein of 843 amino acids. NCBI's taxonomy places the organism in Eukaryota, Fungi, Basidiomycota, Agaricomycetes, Polyporales, Fibroporiaceae. Gene Ontology annotation, cellular component: mitochondrion. Gene Ontology annotation, molecular function: 3'-tRNA processing endoribonuclease activity. Gene Ontology annotation, biological process: mitochondrial tRNA 3'-end processing. The record is from RefSeq and is a predicted model, not a curated record.